Messenger RNA from Ipomoea nil (Japanese morning glory), 2235 nucleotides. RefSeq lists its product as uncharacterized. The record is from RefSeq and is a predicted model, not a curated record. Lineage: Eukaryota; Viridiplantae; Streptophyta; Magnoliopsida; Solanales; Convolvulaceae. The coding region runs from base 1 to 2235 and encodes 744 amino acids. The transcript is spliced from 3 exons.
AUGGCUGAUGCCUUAAGAAACAUGAUGAUCAAGGUGUAUAUGAAGGAUCAUUCCCCUGAGAAUGCCCUCAAACACGUUAAAUCACUGAUUUUGUUAGCCAUGAAGAACAAGUUGAAGCUCGACCCAAUUUUACGAGGCGAGAUUAUUGUUACGAUCAUCACAAACUAUCAGGAAUUUCUGGAAGGCAUGUCUGAUGAUGAUACAUCUACAUUGAUGAUGAUGGUUGCGGACAAAGAUAGUUAUGUCACUCCGGCAUCCAUUGCUGAUCCGGAUGACGGGAACAGGGCCGGUGCGUUUCUGAAAUACUUUGACAACAUGGCACUUGAAUGGGAGAACAUUGUUCGUGAACGUGCUGCUGCCCAGGAGCGUUAUAUGAAACUGGCUCAAGAGGAUGCUCACCAUCGGAUGGAGAUUCUGCAAACCAGGUCAAAAUCUAUUCUAUCCUCUGUUUCUAAUAUCUCUGCAGUUAAACCUGUUGUUGAGUCUGGAUCCCUAGCCCCUAUUUUAAAUGUGUCUUUAGAAUCUCCUAUUGUGCCUGAUGUGUCUAAGCCUAGUCUACCUGUUUCUGAAUCUGUUGAACCUAUUUUGCCAAUUGACUCUAGUAAGUCUAUGUCAGUGGACAUUGAUACUUCUAAACACACUAUUAUGCCUGAUAUUGAUAUGUCUGAUGUAAAUUUGUCUGAUGUUACUAUUGAAAUCCCUAGCAAAAAUCUACCUGUUCCACCUCUUACUCAUAAUGAACCUGUUACUGAAAUACUUGUUUGUGUUCCUAAAACUGCUGGUGAGCAUCUUGAAACUGUUCAAUACUUUGCCAAUGAACCUACUGAGUCUGUUCCUACACCCUCUCAAAUCUUGAAACCUAAGUCUGAUAUUCCUCCAGUUGAUAAGGAUGAUGAUUUGCUGUUAUCUGAACUCACCAAACACAUGGGUGAUUCUGUUCUGCGCAUUGUGCGAGAAGAACAUCUUUUUGUCACUGGCACUGCACAUCCUGAGUCAACCAGUUUCAAAAUUAGGGAUGUCCAGAAUAUUCUUACUUCCACUCAUCCUACUACCUCCGAAACUAGUCACUCAGUUUCUACAACCCCUGUUGAUGUGUCACCCAAGAAAGAGUCCAGAAAACCCAAAAGGAAAGUCUCUAAGUCAGCUGAUCCUCCAGUUCAGCAAGUCUUCAAAAAUUUGAGAAGUUCUGUGAAAGGGAAAGCCCCUAGUGUUCCUCUUACUGUGAAAAAAGGUAAGUCAGUGAAAGGGUCCUCUAAGCCAAAGGCAAGAAGUGCUACUCCAACUGGUCUUCCUUCUGCUCCAGAGAAUAUAGAUACUGUGGAGUAUCAGCCUAAAUUUGUUGAUGAAGUUGUAGAGAGCAAAUGGGAGUCUAUGAUAAGAAGAGAGCUAAUAGUACAAAGAUCCAUUGACAUCAAACAGAUGAAUUCUGUGUGUGAUGUGGUCCCUCUGCUAAAGGAAGCAGGGUUGAUAAACACAGUGUACAAGAUUGGUCCUUACUCUAAGUUGCUGACUUAUGAAUUCUACUGCAAUCUCAGUGAGUCCAUCGAUGAUCUAACUCAUGAGAGGUGUCUCCAAGUGUGUGCCAGGAAGAGCUGGUAUGUUUUCGGUCUAAAUGUCAUAAAUGAGUACUACAAGCUGCCAGUUGUAGAUGACGAAGAAAUUGAUGAUUGGGAUCAGGUUGCCAAGACUUUAACCAGUGGCAUUCUGACUGAAUGGCCAUCCUCAGAUUCAGAUGCUCUGUCAAGUUUGAUCUAUCGCAUUGGAACCAAGAAGCCAGUGGACCUUGGUAAGUGGAUAUUCGAUCAUGUGCUAACACUGGUACAUCCUAGAGAGCAAAAAGUCAAGCUGCCAUAUCCUAAUCUGAUUUAUGGCUGGUUAACAUCUCAAGGGCUUGUCCCUUUGGCGAAUGAGACUGUUCGUACCUCUCUGACCUACACAAUGGAUUCUCGACUUCUUUCUGGGAAGCAUAUCCGGGAUGUUCAACCAGUCAAUCCUCCGCAAAGUACCUCUGAUGAUCAUGUUGACAACACUCCCUAUGUCAACAAUUUGCGGCUCUCCAAGAUCUUGAAAAUUCAUGUUGACGCUCUACAGGCUGCCAGUGCCAUCAUAAAUACUCAACUACAUGCAGCUCGCACUAAGCUAGCCAUUGUGCUACUUCGUUUAAUCCUUGCUAAUGCUGAACCUGCUCAAGAUACUGCUCAUUCUGCUGAUGAAAAGGGCCCCUCUGUCAACUGA